CAACCUGAAGAUGCCACGUCGUCUGAUUCGGCUUCCUCCCUCCUAUAUAAAGGCCUCCAAACCCCUUCACUUCCCACUUUUCGCACUUCGCCUUCUAGAGCUUUCACCGGUCGAAUUCCUCUCUCUCGCUAUCCAGCCCUCCGAGCCAAGUAAGUUUCCCCUUCCUUCUCUACUUUCCCGGUCAUGUCUUCUCUUAGCGAUAUGAUCUCUUCCUCAGAGGACUACUCCUCUGAGGACUCCAACUCCUCUUCCUCGACCGGGUCUUCUUCUCUUGACUCCACGCCCGGUCAGGUUCCCCAAUCCUCUAUUCCCGACCCGCAUCCUGUUAAUCAGAUGCCCGGUGAAACUUUUGUGGGGAGGGAUGACCCGGUCGAUGACGAACCGGGCCCCUACGACCCAGAACACGAAACCCGGGACGCGUGGGAGGAGCGGCUUUAUGCUGCCGGUUACUUUCCACUCCCCACCUUCUACGUCCUCGACAUCUCUUCCCGUGUAUCCAAAAUUGCCUUAAACAAAAUCCGUAGGAGGCUCCCGGAUGGGUAUACCCUCCUGUAUGAACCUAACUGGUCCAACAUCGUUGAACCCCAUCGGGAGGACAGGAUAGGUUUCCACACCAUAUCGCUGGAUGCGGGCAUAGUUUUUCCCCUUCGCCCCCUCCUUAUCGAAGUCUGCCAUGCGUUUAGGAUUUUGCCCGGCCAAAUAACUCCUAACGCCCACCGGUAUCUCCAUUCCUUUGUAAAUAUUUGUACCCACCUGAAAAUCUUCCCCUCUUUGCGUCUCUUCCUUUUUUGCUUCGAAGUCCUACCGGGCGGGAAUGGCUGCGAAGGUUUUGUAUUCUUCAAAGCCCGUACCGGUAGGAAGUUCAUUUCCGAAGUCCCCCAGAGUAACCGGAGAUGGAAGAAAAAAUUUGUUUUCAUCGAGUUUCCCCCCUUUGUCACUCCUUUGGCCGGUCUGAACUGGAACGACCAUCUGCUCGACCAAGAGUACACUGCACCGGCUUCUUCCCCAGACUUGGAAGCGAAUCUUGAGGUCCUCAUGCGCGGGGAUCCUUUCACCGGGAGGAUCUUCCAUUAUGGCAGCUGGGUUUGGAGGGUGGAGUCGGGUGGUGAGGGUACCUCCCAGGCCCAUGAAGCAGCAGGGCGCAGGGUACCCUCCCCGGGCAACACUGCAGAGGCUGAGGGCCAGAGCCACCCAGAUAUGGAGUACGAAGAGUUCGUCAUCCCCGACGACCAACCGGCGGGGGAGACCGGGGGUUCCCAAGCCAACCCUGCCAAAACCUUCCCGGUCCACCAGGAGACCGUGGAGAUUUUGGAUGAGGACGAACCCCAAGAUAACCGGUCCAAGGGGAAGGAGAAAGAGAAAACCGGUCGUCGGACCAAGAAGGUGGCCACCACGCACCCCUCUUACGCCAAGAAGAGGGCAAGGUCGGAUUCUGAGCCGGCCGGCCAGACCGUCGAGGAGGCCUUCGUCAACCUUGGGCUGAGGCUGAGGGAGGUAAGUUGAAUUCCCCUCCCGGUAUGUUAGGUCCCUACUUUUCUCUGAAGUUUAACCGAUUGGUUCACGCAUGCUGCAGGUUGGAGAAAUCGGACCCCUUACAGCUGACCGGCUGGGGUUAGG
Messenger RNA from Cuscuta campestris, 1617 nucleotides. Lineage: Eukaryota; Viridiplantae; Streptophyta; Magnoliopsida; Solanales; Convolvulaceae. The record is from the annotation of a GenBank genome assembly.